ACGCAUUUCAUCAAAAUUCACUAUGUGAAUAUAAACGUCCUGUUAGUCCUUAUAUGUUCCAUGUAAUAAAAAAACCUAUAAUUUGAUAAAAAGAUAUAUAAAAGAAACCAUUUAAUUCGUUUGUAUAUAUUAUAGCGUAUACUUACUGGGGCUUUGAUUCAAUAUGGAUCCCUUUGAAGGAAGAAUGGCUUUUUUGCAGCUUUUGAAUAAGCUAAGUGCUUCCCAGUUAUCGCAACUGAAGCCUGCCCAGUUUGCUAUAAAAAACAUGGACCUUGAAGAUGAUUUAUAUUCCUGCAUAUGGGAAGAGUUGGAAUCUGGAUCUUUUAAUACGAGGGUUAAUAUCAUGUACUUUGUGGAUACCUUAUGUGAAUUAAGUUUAAAAAAUGGAAUCACUAGUGGUUAUAUUACUAUGAUUACUCGUGAUAUUUUAAAACUGGUAGAAUACGUGGUUCCAAUUGGAAUUGCGGGAGCAGCCAAUGCUCCUGAAGUAAGAAAGGUGCUUCACUCUCUGCGUCUAAAAAACAUAAUAGAUGACGCUCGGCUUCAGGAGGCAAUGAACUUGGUAGACGCUCAUGAACAAGCAAGCAAAGCAGGUGAAGACCAAGGCACCGCGUCAAUUUCUAGAGCCGACAUAUUAAAGCGAUUAGAAGAAGAUCGGGAACGGCAUAAGCGCAUGCGCGAAAACAUAUGGGCAAUAGCGAAACCAGAAAUAGAACCUGAGAUUGCUUGGAAUACUAUAGAACCAAUCACAGAAGGUGAUUUGGAAUCAUUGAACGACGAUUUUGUAAGGUUUAAUGAAUGCAUUCGUGAAUCUCUUUGUUAAUUAUAUGAAAAGGCCGAAUUAGAGUCGAAGGAAAGCAUAUAUUGUAAGUCAUAGUCCAACUGUGGGUCAAAAAAGGGGAUUUAUAGAGUAGAGAAAGUUUUACAGCAAAUGAUCAAAGCCAUUUAUAUAUGUAUGCGUACAUAUUUUUUCUUCUUCCAAAA
Messenger RNA from Schizosaccharomyces cryophilus OY26, 984 nucleotides. Its product is annotated as domain kinase I gamma subunit. The record is from RefSeq and is a predicted model, not a curated record. Gene Ontology annotation, biological process: positive regulation of DNA-templated transcription, elongation; positive regulation of transcription by RNA polymerase I. The coding region runs from base 164 to 823 and encodes 219 amino acids. Gene Ontology annotation, cellular component: CTDK-1 complex. The transcript has a single exon. Lineage: Eukaryota; Fungi; Ascomycota; Schizosaccharomycetes; Schizosaccharomycetales; Schizosaccharomycetaceae.